Ostrinia furnacalis (Asian corn borer) is the source of this 2336-nucleotide messenger RNA. RefSeq names its product probable RNA-binding protein 46. The transcript is spliced from 4 exons. The record is from RefSeq and is a predicted model, not a curated record. Lineage: Eukaryota; Metazoa; Arthropoda; Insecta; Lepidoptera; Crambidae. Gene Ontology annotation, molecular function: RNA binding. The coding region runs from base 193 to 1722 and encodes 509 amino acids.
UAAGAUUUAAAAAAGGAACGAAAUCGUAACCGAGCUUCCGCCAUGAUUUUCGCUCGCCUUGACGUCACAACCGCCGCCGGCGCCUGUUUGUCGGCAAAAGUAUAAAGGGAGCCGCCACUUUGAAAACGCCGCAUUUCGCCGAUCGCUCUCAACGGAAAGUGCUACGCGCUGAUUAUUUUGAUCAAAUCAAACAUGGACAAGAACGAUAUGACGUACAAACUCCUGGACCUGAUGCAGAAGACAGGGUACCCCAUAGUGCAGCACAAUGGCCAAAGGAAGUAUGGCCCACCGCCGGACUGGGUUGGGUCUCCCCCACAGAAAGGUUGCGAAGUCUUCGUCGGCAAGCUUCCCCGAGAAAUCUUCGAAGACGAGCUCGUCCCUAUCUUCUCAAAGGUCGGCAAGAUAUACGAGAUGCGUCUGAUGAUGGACUUCUCCGGGUCUAACCGAGGAUACGCGUUUGUGACUUACACCAACCGGGUUGACGCCUUCAAAGCUGUUAAGGAGCUGAACGGGUACGAGAUCAGGGCCGGCAGGCAUAUUGGGGUGGUGAAAUCUGUGGACAACUGCCGGCUGUUCGUUGGGGGUAUCCCGAAGACGAAGACCAAAGAGGAGGUGCUUGAAGAGUUGUCGAAGCGCGUCGCCGGGAUCGUCGAUGUGAUUCUCUACAAGAACUGCUUCGAUAGAAGGCUGAAUCGGGGCUUCGCCUUUGUAGAAUUCACGUCGCACCGCGCCGCUGCGAUGGCGAGGCGCGCGCUUAUUCCUGGCUGCGUAAAGAUCUGGGAUCAAGAGGUGAUGGUGGACUGGGCAGAGCCGGAGCCAGACAUUGAUGACGAGCAAAUGAAAAAGGUAAAAGUGCUCUAUGUAAGGAACUUCUUGAUUAGAACCACCCCUGAAACUAUUCAAACUGUAUUUGAAAAUGCUAUUCAGAACAAAAUUGAGCGAGUUAAAAAGAUCUAUGACUAUGCGUUUAUCCAUUUCUAUGAGCGAGAGCAUGCUGAGCUGGCAUUAUCAAGAUUGCAAAAUGCCGAAAUCGAUGGCAGCAAUAUUGAGAUCAGAUGGGCCAAGCCAGUUGACCGUGACUUGUAUCGUAUACAGAAAUUGAACCGUGGCAAUGCGAAAUUCAACAAUAGCCUAGACUUUACACAGACACUUUUGCUUUACAAACAGCACUUAGAGAAGAAGGAAUAUGCGAAUUCACCAAGCAAAGAGGACGAAGGAAUCGGAUCAGUGGGCGCUGGUGACUCAUCGUGUGGCUCUCCUAUAGACAUAAAGCCCUAUAACUUAAUGUACCACACAUCUCCGCAGAAGGAAAACUUUCCCUUGGCUCCUGCAAAGUUGGAUGCUAUGUGUAAAAGGUACAUGUGGUCUCCACCCAGAUAUGAAUACCAGAAGUAUGUAGACCCAACUGGUGCAGAGGUUUGGGUUGGAAGAGUGGAGCUGCCACAAGUGGGGCUGCCGUUGCUGAACACCCCUCAAAGCAUUGGCCCGCUGACAACGCGAUCCUGCUUCUCUGUGCAGCAAGCCCAUGUGGAAGCAGCUGAAAAUGCCUUGCAUCAGAUUAAGCUUCUCCGUGCUGACCUCAUCCAACGCUCGACACCGGCGCCGGUGCCGCCCAUGUACCCGUCUCUCCUGCCGCCAGUGCCGAGCUGCGUGCCUCUCCCCUACGAAUACCUCUACCGCCAACCACCCAUGCCAGUCCCAGCGAUCUGGCGAACCGUAUGAAUAAGCUAACUUUAAUUCCGAGUAAGUUUUAUUGAAAUGUAUGCUCUAUUUAUGGUAAAUAAGGCUACGUUUCGUUCGUUGUAUGUGAAAAAAUGGAGCAGAAACAACGGUACAAUUAUGGACAUUGUAUUUUUGUUUCGAAGUUCUAAGUUUUUUAGCGUAGACUUUUUCAUUCAUCAAGCAUUUUUAUUGUUGUUGCCUCUUAUGAUAGACUAAUGUUGACUCUAAUAUAGUUUUAUUAGGUUUAAGAUAAAAAGUGCCUACUUUGACUAAGUAUGUUACCUCUUGUGUUCAAAUAGUUUAUAUUUUUGACCAUUCCUCUAAAAGACGCGCAAUCGCAGUUUUCCAUUGACAAAUAAUCGAAACUUGAUUCUGGUCUAAACCAAUUACUUGGUUAAAUAUUUAAUUGUUAAUUUUAGAGUAAUUUAAUUGUUGAUUUUCUUUAUUUUUGAAUUUUUUUAGUAACGGCGUUAUUUACUAAUGUAAAGCUGCCAUUGCAGUGCUUCCUUGUGCUUAUACAUGGUAUAUUCAGAGAGAAUGCACUGUUUUGUUUGUUUUUUGUUAAGAUGUGAGACUGUAACUUUGAAGAACAAUAAAUGAUAUUUUGCGGAAUA